Messenger RNA from Rhizophagus irregularis DAOM 181602=DAOM 197198, 1299 nucleotides. Lineage: Eukaryota; Fungi; Glomeromycota; Glomeromycetes; Glomerales; Glomeraceae. The record is from RefSeq and is a predicted model, not a curated record.
AUGGAAGAUCCAUGUUUUAACAACGUAUCUGAUGAGAUGAUACUUUCAAAUUGUGUACCAAGAUUUGUAAAAAGUACUGAAUCUAAUAUCAAAGCUUGCCUACAACGUUUAUCUGAUGGAUUGAAAUUGGUUCCGGAACAUUCGGAAAAAUCUUUCGUUACCUUAAAAGAAAUUGUUAAAGAGCUUGAACUUCAACGACAUGUAGAUUUUCAUAAUAAUAUUAUUCGCUUUUAUGGAAUUACAAAACAUGAGUCAAGUACUGAAAAUAUAUUUAAUCCAACAAAAAAUUAUUUGUUGCAUUCCUGUAGCGUAUUGAUUCAUCAAGAUUUUAUUAAGUUGGCGGAUUUUGGCUUAUCAAAAAGGAUUGAUGAAGCAUCUAAAUCACAAUCAAAAUUGUUUGGUAUGGUUCCCUAUAUUGAUCCAAAAUGGAAAACCCCAUUUCAUGAAGAGAAAUAUGAUUUUAGUUUAAUGUAUAAAAUUUCACAAGGUCGAAGGGAAACAACCGUUCCCAAUACUCCUAAUGAUUAUUCUAAUCUUUAUACUGAAUGUUGGAAUAAUGAACCAAGUAAACAGCCAGCUAUGCAUGAAGUUGUUAAUAAAUUAAGCAUAUUUAUUUCAAAUUCAGAUAACAUAACAAUUUAUCAACAGAAUGAUAUAGUAUCUGUUCCUGUACCAAAUGAAAAAAAUACAACCCCAAAUAGUACAGGAAAUUCAUUGCAUGGAGAAUUAUUUAAUAUGAAUAUAAGUGAGGUAGAUAGGAUAUUUACAAAUGAACGAAUUAAUGAAAACAUUACAUCUGAGAUUAACGAAAUAGUUGAUUUCAUUUUUGAAGAAGUUAAUAAAGAAUCCAUCUUUUUUCUUGGUUAUUUCAAUUAUACUGGAAUUGGAACGACCAAAGAUAAAGAGAAAGCAUACAAUUUAUUUAUUAAUGCAUCAGAAAAUAAUUAUAUAUUAGCACAAUAUUAUGUUGGAGAAUGUUAUAGAUUUGGAAUUAAAAAAGAUUUAAAAUUGGCUGCAUACUGGUAUAAAAAAGCCGCAAACAAUGGAAAUUUAAAAGUUAUGCAUAACCUUGGCCACCUAUAUAUAAAUGGGGAUAGUGUUGAUAAAAAUAAUCAAAGAGCUUUUGAAUUAUUCAAACAAUCAGCUGAAGGAGAAUUUUCAGGUGGAAUAACGAUGUUAGCUUAUCGUUACAGAGAUAUGAUGGCAAAGUUUAUUCUCGCAGUUAUGUAUGAAAAAGGAGAUGGAAUUGAAAAAGAUUUAAAUUUAUUGGAACAUAGGCAUGGCAAUUUCAAACACUAG